CAAAAACACAUCACUUGAAAUUAACAAUGAAAUUUCAAACUUGGAAAAGUUGCAGUGAGGCAAUGGAUUAUGUCAGUGAUGAUUUCACGAACACCGCCAUUGGAAGCAACCAUCUUCCCUUUCGUUGUUCUCCGUCGUUAUAUAACCCGCCAUUGCCCUCUUACUCACAACCCAAAUCCGCCCCCAAAUCCUUGAUUUCACAAUGGCCUCUGUGGAUGAGAAGUAUCGUUCGCUUUUGCUUGGAGAUGAAGAGAAGAACACCAAAUGGAGAUUUGGGGUUCCUCCUAACUACGAUGUUGUCAACAAGCUCUUCGAAGAAGAGCGGACUAAUGUAUGGCCUGUUGGAUCACUUGAAGAGAGAGUGCAAAGCCUGGUGAAGAAUUUUGAGAUGGAAAUGUUCCAUAAGAUUUCAAGCACUGAUUUCAGAACAAUAGAUUUAAACAAGUUUACUUUCUGUCUCAAUGGAAGAAAGCCUUUAAGUAUUGAAGAAACUAGUAAACUUGGAGGUUACAAUCCCUUCCUUCAGACCUCCAUCCCUGAGGAGUAUAGGUACUAUAAUGCUGCAAAGGAGACUGCUGCAUCUUCUCACCAAGCUUUCACUGCCACGUUCCCUCGAGGUUUUGCUCUCGAGAUUAUCCAAGUUUAUUCAGGGCCUCCUGAUAUUGUGUUCAAGUUUAGGCAUUGGGGAUACAUGGAGGGAGCUUUUAAAAGCCAUGCCCCCACUGGGGAGAGAAUUGAAUUCUUUGGAGUUGCCAUUUUUAAGGUGAAUGAGAAUGAUAUAAUUUUGGGGGUGGAGUUCUUUUUUGACCCAGGGGAAUUGCUUGGGAAACUCAUGAAAGGUCCUCGCUUGGAUGGCUCGGUUGAAAAGGCGGUUUCGAGCUGCCCUAUCUUGAGAAACACAGGGUGAAUGAAUGAGUGUAUGAAUGAAUCUUACCUUGUCAGCCACAGAAACGCUCUGCUACAGCUGUUCUCAAGACUAGCAGAAAUUGAGAGGUACCAAGAAAUUGAAGGAUCAAAUUGCAAACAGAGAGGAAGGGCUUGGUGGGUAUGUCAGAAGCGGCAUGAUCAACAGGUUUGAACUGAGCCAACACUGAAAGCUCUGCAGUUGCAGACCUCAUUUCAGGUUCCUUUUCCACUUCUCUCUUUCUCUUCAUAUAUAAACUAAGCUUCUUGUGGUUUCUUCACUUCUUGUGGUUUUCUGUACUGAAUCUUCUCAUAAAGGAGGGACCUUUCUUUCUCCUUCUUCUUCUUGUGCUUCUCUGCUGCUUCAGAAAAUUCCCCAACAGGCUAAACCUCUGGGCUGAGCUCUCUGACUUUUAAGAUUAAUAAAUCUCAUCCAGUUCGGCUUCCGGUUCAUCAAAUACCGUGAGAUUCCACAUCGGUUGGGAAAGAGAACGAAACACUCUUUACAAGGGUGUGUAAACCUCUCUCUAGCAGACGUGUUUUAAAAACUUUGAAGGAAAGCACAAAUGGAAAGCCCAAAGAGGACAAUAUCUGUUAGUGGUGGACCGUUACAAAUGGUAUCAGAGCUAGAUAUCGAAUGAUGUGUCAUCGAGGUGGCUGAGCCUCGAAGGGGGUGGACACCAACGGGACGUUGGAUCUCAAAGGGGGUGGAUUUGAGGAGUAUCACAUUGAUUGGUAAAGGAAACAAGUGCCAGUUAGGACGUUGGGCCCCGAAGGAGGUGGAUUGAAAGAUCCCACGUCGGAUUAUUAAAUAAAUUUGUACUUUUUGGGAAAGAAAAAAAAAAAAGCAAUAAAUGAUAUGAAAAAAGGUUAUUGUUUGUGGAUUUUGAUAAUGUUUGGAAUGAUAAAGGUGAUGCUGCCAUGGCUAUGCCUCCCAUGGAUA
Cucurbita pepo subsp. pepo (vegetable marrow) is the source of this 1846-nucleotide messenger RNA. NCBI's taxonomy places the organism in Eukaryota, Viridiplantae, Streptophyta, Magnoliopsida, Cucurbitales, Cucurbitaceae. The record is from RefSeq and is a predicted model, not a curated record.